Messenger RNA from Drosophila serrata, 1836 nucleotides. RefSeq names its product integrin linked kinase (gene Ilk). Lineage: Eukaryota; Metazoa; Arthropoda; Insecta; Diptera; Drosophilidae. The record is from RefSeq and is a predicted model, not a curated record. Gene Ontology annotation, biological process: cell-matrix adhesion; substrate adhesion-dependent cell spreading; protein phosphorylation. Gene Ontology annotation, cellular component: stress fiber; focal adhesion. Gene Ontology annotation, molecular function: protein kinase activity; protein binding; ATP binding.
GUUGGCAACGCGGCGAUUGGUUUUGGUUUUUCAACCCAACAACUGUCGCAAUUUAACGUUUUUUGUCCGUUUCUAGAUGUUAUUUGGACUAAAAAACCAUAUAAAACUCUGACUGAGAAAGAAAUAAAGGCGUGAAGGAAAGAAAUGGAGGACAUAUUCCACUGGUGCCGCGAAGGCAACUCGAUCCAAGUUCGCCUUUGGUUGGACGAGACGGAGCACGACAAUAAUCUGGGCGACGACCAUGGCUUCAGUCCAUUGCAUUGGGUGGCCAAGGAGGGACACUCCAAACUGGUGGAGACCUUGCUGCAGCGUGGAGCUCGUGUUAAUGCCACCAACAUGGGCGAUGACAUACCACUCCACUUGGCGGCAGCCCACGGCCAUCGCGACGUGGUCCAGAUGCUACUAAAAGAGCGUUGCGAUGUGAAUGCGGUGAACGAGCACGGCAACACGCCGCUGCACUAUGCCUGCUUCUGGGGCUACGACAUGAUCUGCGAGGAUCUGCUGAAUGCUGGCGCCCAGGUGGGGAUUACCAACAAGGACGGGCACACCCCCAUCGACAAGGCCAAGCCCAGUUUGGCCAAGAGGCUGCAGGAUCUGGUGGAGAAGAGCGGUCGUGAAGUUAAGGUGAUCAGCUUCAAAGAGCAGAGCUGGCAGGGCAUGAAGACCAGGUCCAGGGACGCCACGCUGUCGCGCUUCAAGGGCAUCAGCAUGGGCGAUUUGGAUCUGCACACCAAGCUCUCGGUGACGCCAUCGGGAGAAACAUGGCGCGGACGCUGGCAGAAGAACGAUGUGGUGGCCAAGAUCCUGGCCGUGCGUCAGUGCACGCCGCGCAUAUCCCGUGACUUCAACGAGGAGUUCCCGAAGCUGCGCAUCUUCUCGCAUCCCAACAUUUUGCCCAUCAUUGGCGCCUGCAAUUCACCGCCUCACCUGGUGACCAUUAGUCAGUUCAUGCCGCGCUCAUCGCUGUUCAGCCUGCUGCACGGCAACACCGGCGUCAUGCUCGACACCAGCCAGGCGGUUAGCUUUGCCCUGGAUAUUGCCCGGGGAAUGGCCUUCCUGCACUCGCUGGAGAGGAUCAUACCCACAUAUCAUCUGAACAGCCAUCAUGUGAUGAUCGACGAGGACCUGACCGCGAGAAUCAAUAUGGGGGACGCCAAGUUCUCGUUCCAGGAGAAGGGACGCAUUUACCAGCCGGCCUGGAUGUCGCCGGAGGCUCUGCAGCGCAAGCAGGCGGACCGCAACUGGGAGGCCUGCGACAUGUGGAGCUUCGCCAUUCUCAUUUGGGAGCUGACCACGCGCGAAGUGCCCUUCGCUGAGUGGUCGCCAAUGGAGUGCGGCAUGAAGAUUGCACUGGAAGGACUCCGCGUCAAGAUACCGCCGGGCACCUCUUCGCACAUGUCCAAGCUAAUUGGCAUCUGCAUGAACGAGGAUCCCGGCAAACGGCCCAAGUUUGACAUGGUCGUACCCAUUCUUGAGAAGAUGAAGCGCUGAAGCCGUCGUUAAGUUGGAGCAGCGGAUGCCAAGCCAAAAUGUGCCUUGAGGAACCAUCGUUUUGCCAACUAAUUGUAAUUACCACUUUGUGUUAUCUUUGUCUAACUGAGCCUAACCCAAAAAAACCGAACCGAACCGUGCCACAAGGGCAGCCAAAUGCAGUCGGAGCAAGUUAGAGCUUGUUCCCUGUUUAGAAUUUAUGUUUCUUCGUCUCACCUGAUUUUUAUAUCUAUGACCUACCGUCGAUGUUUUGCGCGGGUGCUCGAUUUUGUCGUACAUUUUAAGUUCGAUAACCAUUAGGAUCGUAUUUAUACAGAAAAUAUAUUUGUUACUAAUUAAACUGUA